CUAGAGAAUUCUAAGCGCGAACCUAGUUAAAUAGCGAGAGCUCAACGGAUUUAAAGGUAUUAUGUAACGGAACAAAUUUCGAGAAGAACCGAUCUCUCGGGAUAGUGGGGUUUAGAGGGGUUUAGGAGGCAUCAUGGAGGGGUUAAAUACCUGAAGCUACUACGCUAUGGAAUUUAUAUUACGUACCUUUUAAAGCUACUGAGUAUCAUCUUUCCCAUGUCAACCAAACCAACAUACAUCUUUGUUGAUUACCAAUCUUCAUAACGACGAAUUUCUUCAAGUUAUAUCCGAAAAUACUUGGGUAUUUAAACCUAGGUAUCUAUACUGUUCCCUCCGUUUCUACCUCUCAACUGAAAUCCAGAUCUUGAUUUCUAGCUAUUUCGUCAUAUACUUCAAAUUCAUUAAAAAUGGCUUCUAAUGCUCCUGGCGAUUGCUGCGUUAAAGGUGUUCGACACGAUGGCGAACCCACUGGUACGCUCAUCAAGAUCGAUACACACGAUGCCUACCAAGCCACUCCCGAUCCUUCUAAAGCUAAAGAUGCCGCCAUCCUCAUCAUCCCAGACGUCAUCAGUAUCUGGCAAAACAGCAAGCUCAUUGCUGACCAAUUCGCCGCCAAUGGCUACUAUACCCUUAUAAUUGACGUCUUCAACGGAGACGCCAUGUCAUUGAACCGACCUGAAGGCUUCGACUUCUUUGGAUGGUUGAACAAGGGUAGCACUGGUGAUAACCCUCACACUAAGGAAGCCGUCGACCCUAUCGUCGAGAAGGCUAUUAAGUUCUUGAAGGGGGAGAAGGGAUUCAAGAAGAUAGGUGCCGUCGGCUAUUGCUUUGGCGCCAAGUACGUUUGCCGCCACUUCAGGAACGGCAUCCAAGCCGGUUUUGUCGCACACCCGUCUUUCGUCGAAGAGGAGGAACUCGAAGGUUUCAAGGCGCCGCUCUCUAUCGCAGCCGCCGAGACGGACGAGAUCUUCCCCGCUGAGAAGCGCCACAGAUCUGAGCAAAUCCUCGCCAAGAACGGCCUGCCCUAUCAAAUCAACCUGUACUCCCAAGUCGUCCAUGGUUUUGCUGUCCGUUGCGAUCCCAGCAAGAAGAUCCAACGCUUCGCCAAGGAGCAGGCUUUCUUCCAGGCCGUCACCUGGUUUGACAGCUGGCUGCUAUGACUAGCCGAUGACGAGAUAUCGGCGAAGGGGAGACUUUGAGGACACUUCACCAGGUCGUCAAAUAGAGAAAUGUAGAUAGCCAUUGUGUGCGUUUUGUGUUGGAGCUGACAGAUUUGCUCGCAGCUCUUGGAAUAAUAGA
Hypoxylon trugodes is the source of this 1299-nucleotide messenger RNA. RefSeq names its product dienelactone hydrolase. Lineage: Eukaryota; Fungi; Ascomycota; Sordariomycetes; Xylariales; Hypoxylaceae. The transcript has 3 exons. Bases 408 to 1160 code for a protein of 250 amino acids. Gene Ontology annotation, molecular function: hydrolase activity. The record is from RefSeq and is a predicted model, not a curated record.